AUGCCUUCGAUCAUCGUCUUUGGCGCUUCCGGCUUUGUCGGCGCUCCCUACACAAGAGCCAUCAAGCAAGCCCACCCAGACUGGCAAGUCACCGCCUACGUAAGAAGCACCCAGCCAGAAAAUGAGCUCAAAGCCAACCUCAACGCCGACCGCAUCAUCGUCGGCGACUUCAACGACUUCGAAAAAGUCAAAAACGCCAGCAAAGAGCACGACAUCGCCGUCAACGCUGGUAACUCCUUCACCGGCGAGCCAGUCACCGCCAUCAUUGCAGGCCAGAAGGAAAACGCCAGCAAGGGCAAGCUGAUCCAUAUCAGCGGUGCAGGAAACUUCAUCGACUUCGGCACCUCGGGGAAUUUCAACCCUGAUAGCAAGGUUUGGAACGAUGCUAGUGAGGAGGACAUCAGGGCUAUUCACAAGGAUAUGUUCAACGGUCAAUCUGAUGUGCCUGUCCUGGAAGCUGAUGGCGUUGAUACCUACAUCGUCUGUCCGUCGGUGGUCUACGGUGGUGCGAGUGUGUCGUCACCGUCUGGGGGCAUUGGCUAUAAACUUCUCACUGGCAAUGCCAAGCCUCUGGGCUACGUUCCCUAUGUCGGCGAUGGAACAGCUGUUGUGAGCACGACACACAUUCUCGACCUCAUCGAGUUUCUAGUCAAGAUCACCGACGUUGCAGCCCAAGGCCCCGCCCAAGGAACUCCGUACAGUCGCUACUACAUGCUCGAAACCAGCAGAGUCGCGUGGAAGGACCUUGCAACCGAGCUUGCCAAGGCGAUGCAUGCAAGAGGCAUCCUCGCAAGCCCUGAACCAAAGAGCGUUUCUUUCGAGCAGGCUGGCGAAGGGGAGGUCAAGCAUCUUGUUGCUGCAAAUAUGCUUUUCAAGGGUGAUCGUGCUGCGGCGAUGGGCUAUAAGACGAAAUAUCCUAGUAUUCUAAAGCAGAUCCAUAAUGACCUUGAGGAGAUUCCUAUUUAG
This is a messenger RNA of Fusarium sp. VM40, 966 nucleotides long. The record is from the annotation of a GenBank genome assembly. Lineage: Eukaryota; Fungi; Ascomycota; Sordariomycetes; Hypocreales; Nectriaceae.